GCAUCAAGUUGUUGUGGCAGGCGACAUGAAUGCCACAGUGCAGCCAGCUCACCCUCAUGUAGGGUAUGCAGUGCCAAAGAAUGACGUGCCACAUCACCAAGACCCCGAUUUUCAAAACCUGCUGAUGGAACAUGACCUCUGUGCCCUCAACACGUUUCAUGCCAAGCCGGCAUUCACCUAUGUUUCCACCACCAGCCAAAGCCAAAUCGACUUCGUCUUGGUCAGAACCAAAGAUGCUAGAGGAGGAGCCCGUACUGCACAGCCCAUUCGCGGGUUCCCCGUCACGGGGGGCCGCCUGGCCAACCACCUGCCCGUCCAGGCCACGAUCCCCAUGAUUCCGUUCCAACGGCAGCCCGCCAAGCGUGCUACUCCGAGGCCCCAGUUCGAUGUUGCCGCACUGCAAUUGGCGGUUCGCGCUCAGCCUCACUCGGCCCAGGCACAGGAGUUGCGGCAAGCGGUCGCCACCAGAGUGGCCGGUGUCUCGGAACACGGGCAACCAGACUAUGUCCACCAGCAAAUAAAUGAUAUCCUCCUGGAGGAAGUCUCCCGGCUCUUCCCGAUGCAGCCCAAGCCUGCCUGCCGUGUUAGCAAUCAUCCAGCCUUCAGAGCGAGUGCCACUCACACCUGGGCGCUGUACCGUCGGAUGAAAGGCCUUGCGGGCCGGUCAAUCCAGGAGGUGUGGAACAAGUGGAGGGCUUAUGCCAGCUUUCUUCAUGCCUCGAGGCAGUUAAGACAGCAAAGCAAACAGCUAAAGGCUGCCUACCACCAUGAUCAACUGCAACAGGCUGAACAAGCAGCUCGUGUAGGAGACCAGAGAGGACUGUACAGGGUCAUACGUCAGCUUGCACCGCGCCGCAUACGAGGAGUCUCCCGCCUUAAAGGAGAAGACUGCCACAUCCUGUCAGCUCCGGAGGAGCUUGCUGCAGUAAUAGCCUAUAGCAAGGCCACCUUUGCCCAUCUACCGGAUGACACGCCGCAACAAACCAUCACCUCCGGCUUGAUGUUCUCCGAGGCUGACAUUGUGCAUGAAUUUGCGGCGCUUAACCCGUACAAAGCUGUCCCGCAACACAUCGCCCAAAACGCUGCUUGGCGCCUCUGCGCAGGAAGUCUCGGCGGCAAACUCACCGAAGCCCUUAACUGGCACUUUCGUGCCGGCAACCCAGAAGUGCUCAAAGGCGACAUGCGAGACACGUACGUAGCAUGGCUGCCAAAGCCCUCCAAACCUCCCACGGAGGUCGGUUCCCUUAGACCCAUAGGGCUUAUGCCGCCUUACCCCAAAAUCCUUGCAGGUCAGCUUGCCCAGCGGAUACAAUGGCUGAUCCGCCCACUGCUGGAUCACCUGCCGCAGUAUGCCUACUGUGCAGGCCGUGGGUGUGCCGACGCCAUCUUUAGGGUGCAUCGCCACUUUGAUGAGGUUGAUCAGCUUCUCAAACAGAAUCUCGAUAACCGCUUCAAGCGAAGGCAGGGGACCGACGUGCUCCGAUGCGCGGGAGGCGCAUGCCUCUCCUUAGACCUUUCCAAGGCCUUUGACUCAGUAAGCCGCAACCUCCUGACCUCCUCACUCCAGGACCUGAGCAUCCCUGCGGAUAUCGUGGCAGCCAUACAGCAGCUGCACAAGGAGGCCUGUUACCAUUUUGAUGUUCGCUCCCAGACAGGCAGCGCAACCACCACAAAUGGCAUCAAACAAGGCUGCAGAGUCGCCCCAAUUCUCUGGGUUUGCUUUAGUAUCUCCUUGAUGCAGGGGCUUAGCGGACAUAGGGACUUAGCUUGGGUACAACGAGUUCUUACCCUCUUUGCAGACGAUUUCUGCGCAUGCUGGACCCUCACCAGCAAAACAGAUUUCGCACAAGCCGUUAGGGAUAUUGAACUCUUACUUGAGCUUCUUACCAUUUUCAAACUUACAGUCAACUAUAAGAAAACUGCUUUCCUACUUCGACUUGAGGGCAAGGAUGCCAAGCGCUUACUUUCGUCGUACGUCUACCAAGAUGAUGGGCAGCAGUAUCUUCGGUUGUCGGUGUUUGGUAAGACACAGUCCCUGCAGAUCCGUGAUUCACACGAGUACUUGGGAACCAAGAUUGCUUACAAAGAUCGAAUUGAUCUGAACACUGCCCACAGAAUCGAGGCAGCACAGCACAAAUACAGCAUGAUUCGCAAAGUACUCAAUGGUCGGGGCCCACUCAGCACGGGCCACAAACUCCGCAUGUGGCAGGCAUGCAUUUGCACCAGCCUCGUCUACUCCCUGGAGACGGUCGGCCUAACUGCUGCAGGUGUGCAUAAGCUGAAUGUUCUGGCCACCAGACAUAUCCGUGCCAUUACCAAACAGCCGGCACAUAUAACUCACGUGUCCAAUGAGGACGUAUGGCAAGCUUCGCGCCUGGUGCCUCCAGGCCAGCUUGUAUUGCAGCGUCUCAGAAAAUUCUGUGCAACACGUGAUCCUUGGCAGUCGGCCCAGGGGCCCGACAUUGUGACCAAUGACCAGGAUGCGGCCUCACAGGCCGAGGUUUCUCAGCACGUCAGACUGCCCUGCCCGCACUGUGACAAGGCUCCCGUUCGACAUACCUUCAAGGCGGAGGCGCACUCCGUCGCGGGAAUGCCAACCUGUAAACUCUGCCUCAGAAAUUUCAUGAAGUGGAGGCAGCUCCGCCUCCACGUUGAGCUUGGCUCAUGUCCCAUCCUUGGAGGACAAAGCUUCAAGCUGCACCCGGUGGCACCUGACAACCACCUGCUCAGGCGACAAAGUGCUGGACAUGAGAAGCCGGUGACAACUGUGCAGGCAGAGCCGCAGGAGCAAAAUUUCCCGGAUGCCCUGCCCUUAGUGCUUGACCCGUCCUUUCACGCCAUUGUGCCGCACUGGGAUAGGACCAUGAAUGCAGCAACAGCGGAGGCGGAGAUCUUCCGCUACUGCAUGCCGUUCGGACAGGCGCAGGGCUCAGCAAUCAAGACCGAGCCACAACCAGACAAUCCUCAGAGUGGCAACAAGAGACAGCGCCCAGCCUGGCCACAAAGACGGCCACAACGUCCGACUCCGGGGGGCUACCACGUCUCCCAGGGGACUGCACUCCAGGACCCCACGGUGCAAAUCAUGGGCAAACUGCUAUUGAAGCACGAGCAAUUCAUCUCCCACCUCCGCCGGGACAUGGGUUAUGUGAUGUUCUUCAAGCAGGGAGAGCAAAGCCUGAUACCCUCCCUGAUGGAAGUAGCCAAACAGCACCGGGCCAUGACGGAUGCAGGCUCCACCGACCUCCAAUCCCCGCUGGGGACACUUCUUCUGAAUUGCCUCCUCCGAGAACUACUUCAACGAGCCCAAACGGUCUCAGCAACGGAAGAAGGACGCAACAGUCUGCAGCAAGCCCAGUGGAUGAACAAGGACGGACAAUGGAACUACAUGCGGUGGGACACCAAGCAACGCCGCCUAAUCCCAGACACCAGGCGGGAUCCGCUCUCUCACGAGAAUGCCAUCCGGACGAUCACGGAGCUUCAGGGGAACAUGCUGGGGGACAUUGUGCACCGCUUCCAGUCGUCGCAGGGAUUCAGCAGAAUCGAGGAGGAGGGUCACUCCCAAGUGACCUUCUCCAUGAUCAUCUCCCUCCGCCACCCG
Messenger RNA from Symbiodinium sp. CCMP2456, 3598 nucleotides. Lineage: Eukaryota; Dinophyceae; Suessiales; Symbiodiniaceae. The record is from the annotation of a GenBank genome assembly.